Molecule: messenger RNA, 798 nt
Organism: Lathyrus sativus (Indian pea)
Lineage: Eukaryota; Viridiplantae; Streptophyta; Magnoliopsida; Fabales; Fabaceae
Source: the annotation of a GenBank genome assembly
AUGACUGGUGUUGAUCAACCUCAAGUCCAACCCGCCGACACUAACACCAAACCCUCCGACUCUCACUCCCAUACCCCCUCUGAUUACGCUCCAUACCCUAAAAUUGACCCAAACGACGUCGCACCACCACCACCACCAUCUCAAUCCGUUGCAACCGAAUCACGCGCCACCGAUGCUGCCACCACUAUGCCCACCGAGUCUAAUCCAUAUGUCUCCCCGGCGCCUGUCCCCGCACCCACACCUGCGAAGAAUACUUUAGAUUCGGUGAAAGAUGUUCUUGGAAAAUGGGGAAAGAAAGCGGCUGAGGCCACCAAGAAAGCCGAGGAUCUUGCUGGAAAUAUGUGGCAGCACUUGAAAACGGGUCCUAGUUUUGCGGAUGCUGCUGUGGGGAGGAUUGCCCAGGGAACAAAAGUUCUGGCAGAAGGUGGUUAUGAGAAAAUCUUUAGACAAACUUUUGAGACUGUACCCGAGGAACAACUUCUUAAAACAUAUGCAUGCUACCUCUCCACCUCUGCUGGACCUGUCAUGGGAGUCUUGUAUUUGUCAUCUGCAAAGCUCGCAUUUUGUAGUGAUAACCCACUCUCUUACCAAACCGGUGACCAGACUCAAUGGAGCUAUUAUAAGGUGGUUAUUCCAUUGCAUCAGCUGAGAGCAGUGAACCCAUCCACAAGCAAAGUCAACCCUUCCGAAAAAUUUAUACAGAUUAUCUCUGUCGACAACCAUGAAUUUUGGUUUAUGGGCUUUGUGAAUUAUGACAGCGCUGUUAAACAUAUUCAAGAAGCAUUGCAGUCUCGCUGA